UGCUGCUACAGUAGCAGCAGGAGCUGGUGCCGGAACAUCUGGGACCAGCACAACAGCAACGGUUGGUGCAACAGCGAAUGUGCUGACCGGUGAUUUUCUGACCAGUCUGGUGGGUGGUGUACCGCAAAGUAAUGCUGGCGCCAGCGGCGACAACGGUAAUGGCGGUGGCGGUAGUUCAGGACAUCAGGGAUUGGAUGCAGCGGUAGCUUCCUGCUCCAAGCUAACUUCCGCUUCAUCCACCGAACAUAUCGCAACAACUCCAGCAGGCAUCCUACAACUGUCGGCCGGUGGUUCACCGACCAGCAGCAAUGAUGCGAACUGUGAU
Gongylonema pulchrum is the source of this 325-nucleotide messenger RNA. NCBI's taxonomy places the organism in Eukaryota, Metazoa, Nematoda, Chromadorea, Rhabditida, Gongylonematidae. The record is from the annotation of a GenBank genome assembly.